Molecule: messenger RNA, 3687 nt
Organism: Owenia fusiformis
Lineage: Eukaryota; Metazoa; Annelida; Polychaeta; Sabellida; Oweniidae
Source: the annotation of a GenBank genome assembly
CAGAUAAUCCUAAAGGUCUACCUUGAUAGCUCUGAGAGGAAGUUUAUUGAGGUUCCCAUUGGCCCAGAAACAUCUUGCAGAUAUAUCAUAGACUGUUGUAAAGAACCAGGGGAACAACUUUGCCACCUGGCUGAACUCUGGAGAGAUUGUGAGCGCCCUAUAAAUGAAACAGAAAGGCCAUAUGAUAUUUUGGAAGAGUGGGGUAUUCAUCGCGACGAGGUGAAAUUUUAUUUACGUCACGAAGCUGCUGUGGGAUUAAGCAUGAGGCCAGGAGAGCAAGGUAGACGGAAUCCUUAUGGAUAUUCAAGAGGGGAUAUGAGACUAGAUGGGGGACAUAACAAUCACAUGCACCGUGGCCCUGGGUCUGAGUUAACCCUCUCAGAACUUCAAGACAUGGCCUCCCGGCAACAGCAGCAAAUAGAACAGCAACAGCAGAUGCUGCUCGCUAAAGAACAGCGUCUAAAGUUCCUUAAACAGCAAGAAACGAGGCAGCAGCAAUUAACUGCAGAGAAUGAACGUCUACGGCAACUCCGGGAGAAGGUGGAGGCGCAAGAGUUGAAGCUGAAGAAACUGAGAGCCAUGAGAGGGCAGGUGGAUGCAUUUAAGAACAACAACACAACACUAGGUACAGAGUUGGACAGUGUUAAGAAGAUGUUUAAUGAAAAGGAGAAAGAGCUGGCCGUUGCUGUCGCUAAAGUAGAACAGCUUACAAACCAGUUAGAACAGCUUCAUACCAGUUAUGUAAAGGGAGUCACCCCUCCAGAGACUAAGACCUCAGAAAUUGAGAAGCUUCGUCAAGAGUUAAUGAUGAGAAACAAACUGAAUGAAGAUCAAAACAAGAAACUCACUGCCAAUACUGGGGUCAUCAACUCAAAGAAAUCGGAGAUGAGUUUCUUGGAUAAAAAGAUAAAAGAACUUCAAGAGAGACUGCGCAAAAAGCGGUCACAAAUUUCGGAAAAACCAAAAUGGAAUGUUGCAGCUGUGGAACCUUAUAUAAAACGUGCCCCUGAGAAUCUCACAAAGGACGAUAUGUAUUCAGUUGACAACCUUAAAGCAGGUUUUGGAAAAGAAAAUCCAAAAUAUCAAACUUUGCCCUAUAAUACAAAGUUCCCUGAUGCUGGUAAAGCAGAAGAUGACUUGAAAUACGGGGACAAGAUGUUUAUUAAUGGUGGCAGUGGCGAGACUAGAACUGAAGUUCCGAAUAUAAAUGAACCAAGCAAGAAAAUUCCAAUCACCCUGGCAACAUCAAUGCUUUCCGCAGCAGGUCAGCCAAGUCAAUCUCAAGCCAAACCCAUCACUGCUGAACUUGUUAAGGGAACAUGGCCCUCUCGCCCAGGAGCUAAUAUUCGUAACUUCGGCCCCAAGCCCUAUGGGCAAUCAUAUGGUGUAUCAAUGAUUCCAGGUGCCCCUCUGGCACCUGUGAGGCUUCAGGCAGACGGGCAGUCAGAAUCAAGUGGACAGAGUUCUCCCGUCACCAGCGAUCACGGUCCAACCACGGAGACAACCAGCCCCCUACAACAUAAACAAAUAAAUCAGGUUGCCCCUUCCAAAGAAGUCCAAUAUCCACCCUCACAACCCCCUAAGGAAAACACCCAAUCUCAGUGGGCCACUCCUGAAAAAGGCAAAGAACGAACCCCUCCUCCUCCUCUUGCUACCUCUAUAGCUAAAUACUCUACCCCUAUCAAGAAAACGGCCCCUGCAAGUGUAUAUGGACAAUUUAAAGUGACUGAUUCCCCGAAGGUUUCUGUUGUGGAGCGACAAACUGUCGAACCUAUUCAAGCAACUCAACCGGUAGUUGUAAGUACACAUCAACCUGAGCAGCCGAAAUUGACGGAACCGACAGUGACGUUAAAAUCCUUGGGUAAUGUCAGUUCAGGAUCUGGUGUAACGACAACUGUACAAGGUGGAGGAGAAGAGAAAAAGAAUGUGAAGUCUGUUGAAGGAGCACUCAAUGUAUUAAUGACUGGAAAACCAGCCACAGUGGCUACAGCACAGCCGUAUAAAUAUGCCCCUAAAAGUAUAGCUAAUCCAUAUCUUAACAGGCUAGGCUCUGGGGCUAUGGACCGAUACAAGCAAAAUAUGAAAAAUAUAUAUGAGCCCAAGCAACAAGAGAAACAACCAGAGACACAAACUGAGGUAAAAAUACAGACUGAGAGCCCAACAGCUAAAGUUCAUCCAUUAAAUGUAAAUAGGCCCAUAUCACCUGUUAAAACUACAUACGGUCAGAAGGCUUCCCAUACACCAAUUCCAAUACAAACCAUGGAUAAUAGGCCCCUGAGUCGACCAAUGUCUCCCAACAGGGCAAAUAAUCAGAAUAUUGAAGUAAAUCGCAAUAUUGGUCCCCCUUCGUAUACCUACGCUGAGCAGUUACGCAAUCAAUCCACCACAGAUUCUAAUGCCAAUUUUGAUAGUACGCCAUCUAUCAUUCACACCAAUAAUACACUAAUGCCAUUUGAUACACCAAAGACAAGUACUCCUCUUACUACAUUAUCAAGUCAGAAUUCCCAGAAUCAACCAAACACUGUGCAAUAUACACCUAGCGCUCCUAAGCCAACACGACGUCAGAUUCCUGUUGAUAACGUCUCCAUGGCAACCACUCCUUCUCCAACAUCCCCCUCCCAGCAAACAGAACCUCCAGGCAGUAAUGCGGAUUAUUUAUCAACUUCACAGACAUUUGUAAAUUCGAACCUCGAUAAAAACAUGCGUCGACAAUUGUUCCUGUAUGGAACAGCUACACUACCACAAUCUCCAGAUUCGCAAUCUGAACAACAACAAACGAGCCCCACGAAUUAUCAAACAAGCCCGACCAAUCGCCAACCUUCCCCACAAAGGACAUCACCAACGAGACCUCUAUCUCCCAAGAAACCACAUUCAGAGCCAGCUGCAAAGGUUAAUAUGCGUAAAAAGACCAAUUUAAGGAAUAAAGAUUCAGUGAAGAAAUCACGACGUGUUAGUUUCGAUCCACUGGCUCUGCUACUGGACGCAUCUUUAGAGGGAGAGCUUGAAUUGGUCAUGAGGACAGCCAAAGAGGUUUCCAACCCAAGUGCAGCCAAUGAUGAGGGUAUUACAGCGCUACAUAAUGCUAUAUGUGCGGGACAUCUAGACAUUGUCAAGUUCCUAAUAGAGUUUGGUUGUGACUCUAAUUCACAGGACAGUGAUGGAUGGACACCAUUGCAUUGUGCCGCCUCAUGUAACAACCUCCCUAUGGUGAAGUUCCUGGUUGAGCAUGGUGCCUGCAUCUUCGCUACAACCAUAAGUGAUUCGGAGACUGCAGCUGAGAAGUGUGAGGAAGAUGAAGAUGGAUAUGAUGGAUGUUCAGAGUUCCUUUAUAGUAUACAGGAAAAAUUAGGAAUCCUAAAUGGUGGGGUUGUGUAUACGCUAUACCAAUACAAAGCACAGAACCCAGAUGAGCUCAGCUUUAAUCCAGGUUACAGGAUGGUGGUCCUACGCAAGGGGGAUGAAAAGGAAAAAGAUUGGUGGUGGGUCAGGCAUGAGGAUAAAGAGGGCUAUGUUGCUAGAAACCUACUUGGGUUGUAUCCCAGAGUGAGGCCAAAGUUUCCAGCACCUGAUAGUCAAGCCUAGAGGGAGCUGAUAGUCAAGCCUAGAGGGAGCAAAUGUAUAAUAAUAAAUAUACGCACACUCAUAUGUACAGAACACCAGCAUAAAGUACAGGGCCAGAUAACUUGU